Exophiala xenobiotica is the source of this 1653-nucleotide messenger RNA. RefSeq lists its product as uncharacterized. Gene Ontology annotation, molecular function: molybdenum ion binding; oxidoreductase activity. The record is from RefSeq and is a predicted model, not a curated record. Gene Ontology annotation, cellular component: mitochondrion. The transcript has a single exon. NCBI's taxonomy places the organism in Eukaryota, Fungi, Ascomycota, Eurotiomycetes, Chaetothyriales, Herpotrichiellaceae. Bases 1 to 1653 code for a protein of 550 amino acids.
AUGACGUUGAACUCCAGUAGGCGAUUUUGUGGCGUCGUCAAAUCAGCCUCACUCGUCCCAUUUCGGUCAAUCAGCUCAACCAGUAGCGUGCCGAAGAGAACCCCCUCGAUAUCGACACGGGGAUACGUUGGACUUGCAAUAGCCGGAAACACGGUAAUCGCCGCUUCGGUGUUUCACUGGAAGGUAGCGCAUGCUGAGGCUCCUCCGGUAGAAGGAAGCAAGACAUAUAUCCGCUCGAGUGAGGUCAAGCAACAUGGAAGGAACUCCGACAGAAAAUGGGUGACAAAGGGGAACAGAGUCUUCGACAUCACAGAAUGGAUUGCCGCUCAUCCAGGAGGACCAGUAAUUCUCCAAGCGGUCGGCGGCUGCAUCGAUCCAUACUGGGAUAUCUUCACUAUCCACAAAAAGCAGGAUGUGUAUGAUAUUCUUGAGGGCUAUUUCAUUGGCGAUAUCGAUCCGAGAGACCUGAUUGACGGAAAAGUGCCGGAUGACAAUAUCCAGGACCCGUUUGUGUUGGAUCCAAAGAGAGACCUUCGCUUACUGCAGCACACAUGCAAGCCUUGUAAUGCAGAAACUCCGCCUGCAUGCUUAGAUACUUUCAUCACACCAAAUGAAGUCUUUUAUGUCCGCAACCACUUGUGGGUGCCGCAAGCGGACGAGAAGACACACGUCUUGAAUGUCGAGCUGCCAGAUGGGACAGAAAAGGCAUACACCUUGUCAGACCUCAAGUCCAAAUUCAAGCCAUUCAGCAUAACCGCGACACUGCAGUGCACUGGGAAUCGUCGGAAGCAGAUGUCCGAGAAUGCUAAGCCUGCCAGUGGCCUCCCCUGGGAUGUGGGUGCCAUCUCAAAUGCAAAAUGGACUGGCGUUCGACUAAGGGACGUGCUGGAGGAUGCAGGCUACCCUGUCAACGACUCGGAAUCCGAUGAAGCCAAGCAUGUCCAUAUGGUUGGUGCCGAGGCGUACAGCGGGUCCAUACCCAUUGCAAAAGCAGUGGAUCCACGUGGUGAUGUGAUGCUGGCAUAUGAGAUGGGCGGUAAACCACUGCCCCGCGACCACGGCUAUCCGUUGAGAGCGCUCGUUCCAGGCCACACGGCCGCCAGAAGUGUCAAGUGGCUCGAAAAGAUCGUUCUUGCCGAAGAGGAGUGCCAAUCUCAGUGGCAGCAACGCGAUUAUAAGUGCUUCGGUCCGAAUCAGACACCAAAAGAUGUGGACUUCGCGUCUGCGCCAGCAAUCCAAGAAACUCCCGUUCAGAGCGCCAUUACUGCUGUGAGGUCCAUAUCCCGAACCAGUCAUCAUGGUCGCACUGAGCUGAGGAAGUACGGCUUAGAAGAAGAUGCCAUAAGACUAGAAGGGUAUGCCAUCAGUGGGGGCGGAAGAGAUAUCAUUCGAGUCGACAUCAGUGCAGAUGGCGGGAAAAGCUGGGCCCAAGCCAAGAUUCAUCCAGAUGUGACUCAAGGCCGCAAAAGUUGGUCGUGGAAGAGGUGGGAAUGGGUUGUACCCAAAAGUCAAGCUGGCAAGGCUUUCGUGGUUAAAGCUGUCGACGAGAGCUAUAACUCGCAGCCGGAGUCAUACGAGGCACAGUACAACUUCCGUGGCAACCUGACCAAUGCCUGGCACAAGAUAGAACUUCGUGACCCAAGAGACAUCUGA